CCUCUAAACCAAACGUGGGACUAUAUCAUAGUCGGCAGCGGGGCCGCCGGUAUUCCCUUAGCUGACCGCCUAUCCGAGGCCGGUGCAUCUGUCCUUCUCCUCGAACGCGGCUGGGCAUCUUCUGGUCGCUGGGGCGGAACUUGGAAACCCUCAUGGCUCCAGGGUACUAACCUAACUCGCUUUGAUGUUCCGGCGCUGGCGCAGUUGAUUUGGACUACGGUGGUCGAUAAUAAAGGGAUUUUGUGUGAUGAUGUACAGAUGACGGCAAGUUGUGUGCUUGGUGGAGGCACGGCGAUCAAUGCUGGGCAGUUUUAUCUUCCGACGCCAGAUGACUUCGACAUCAACCAACCACCUGGAUUCCGCUGGGCUGAUAUGACAAGUGCCUUUCAGAAAGCGAAGGACAGACUACCGUGGACGGAACAUCCCAGUCUCGAUGGAAAAUCCUAUCUCACAAACGGCACGCAAAUCGCCAUUGACGCCUUGACGAAUUCCUCGAUGCCGAAUCCACAUCGAUUUAUUCAUGCAAAUGAUGAACUAGAUGAUAGAAACCGCGUGACUUCAUUCGCAGAGUAUUUCUUCAUCAAUGGGGAGAAGGGAGGGCCUAUGGCAACGUACCUGGUCUCUGCGAGUGAAAGGAAGAACUUCCACCUCCAGCUCAACACCACCGUAGCACGUGUCCUUCGCGAUGGCAAUAAGGCUACUGGCGUUGAAGUCGAAGCUACUAGCCCCGGCGGACUCAAUGGCACCAUCAAGGUCACUCCAAGGACUGGAAGAGUCAUUCUCUCCGCCGGCGUAUUCAACACCUUCAAGAUCCUCUUGCGCUCGGGUAUCGGCUCUGCUGAUCAACUCCACCUCCUCUCCAAUCACUCCACUGAAUCCGCAAAACUCCCGCCAAAGGAGCAGUGGAUUAACCUUCCCGUCGGCCAUAAUCUCGACGACUCGCCGGCCAUCGUUCUUGCUGUUGAUGUUCCGCAUCUGGAAAUCUACGAUUGGGAGAGCCUGUGGAAUAGCACGGGCAAUAUACCGGAGAUCAGAGCAUAUUUGGACAAUAGAACGGGACCGCUAGCAGAGAUACAACCGAGCUUAAGCCCAAUUAGCUGGGAGAAGAUCAGAGGGGAGGAUGGAAGAACGAGAGUUGUGCAGUGGGAUGUCAAUUCAAAUAAAGGGAUGGGCUUAGUCGAAGGAGGCUUGCUUCUCUUCACGUCCAACCUGUGUUCCGGAAAGACCUCCCGCGGUCGGCUUUCCCUCGUUCCUUCCCCGUCAAGACUCUUUGUCAAUGUCACAACAAUGCCAUAUUUUAACGAUGAGGGGGAUCACGAUUUCAAGGCGGUGUUGGCUAGCGCCACGUCUUUGCUGGAUAUCUUGAAGACAAUACCGGAUUCUUCAAUCCUGCUUCCGUCAAAGGACACGCCGCUGCAAGAUUACCUACGCGGUUUCAUCGCAUCGCAGGCCUUGACAAGAAAUCAUUGGGCUGGAAGUACGCGUAUGGGGGAGUCGUGCAGUGAUAAGGAGGCGGUGGUGGAUAGUACCACGGCAGUGUGUGGUAUGAAGAACUUGCAUGUCGUGGAUGCAGGAAUUAUCAACGGGGUUCCGACGGCGAAUCCACAGGCUACUUUCAUUGUUGCUGCUGAAAGGGCUGCUGAGAUUAUCCUGGGGUUG
Molecule: messenger RNA, 1659 nt
Organism: Cucurbitaria berberidis CBS 394.84
Lineage: Eukaryota; Fungi; Ascomycota; Dothideomycetes; Pleosporales; Cucurbitariaceae
Product: GMC oxidoreductase
Exons: 3
Molecular function (GO): oxidoreductase activity, acting on CH-OH group of donors; flavin adenine dinucleotide binding
Source: RefSeq, a predicted model, not a curated record